GCUCCGUCUGACGACCGACCUGCUGUGGAUUGCAACAUCGAAGCACCGCCCCUCCGGGUUGACGCCACCGCGGGAGGAAACAACGAAACCAAACAAACCCGGAGUCAGUCGGAGCCCCCAGUCCAGCUGAAAGUUCUGGAGAACCAGCAACAGGGUCAGCUGAAAGCGGUGGGGAUAUAGACUGACUGAUUUCUGUUUUCAGUUGACAAGACAGACAGGAGGACCGGCUUUGAACGCACUUUUUCCACUUCAGCGCCGGAAGUAACAACAAAGACUCAACAAGAUUCAUUUUUAACUUUACAGCUGUCGAUAGCUUAUCUUAACCUCAUUAAUUUACGCCGAGCAACAAAAGUGAGCGACCAGCUAACGGACCAACGACAGGUUGCGCAACUGAAGCAGCAAGAAGAAGCAAAAUCGUCAUCUCCAGUUCUCCCAGUCACAAUAACUGGUCCCAGUCGGAGUACAGCUUCAGGAAUAUAAAACUACUUCUCAGAUCUGUGUUUAGCAACUCUGCAGCACGGGCAAGUGACCAAAACCAUCUCCACAGUGGUUUUUACUGGGUUGACUGCAGUCCGGACCAGUCAGUCAUUCUGAAGCAGGAGUGAAAGCAUUGUUGCCCCACAGCCGGUUUCCACCUAGUGUCACCAAGGUGACCACAUGUUAUGAGAAACUUACUCACACACAAACACACAUCCUGGAGGAUGUGCUUGCAUUAAUAAACGAGGAUGGGCGUGGCUACAACCAGAAAUCAGCUGUGUCUGAAAAGGCUGCUGGCUGAGCCUCAAGAAAAUUUACUGAAAUUUAAACGAGCCCAUCUGGAGACCUCCCAUACUGCCAGGGUUCCAUCAGCUUGCCUCACACCAACAAAUCCCGCACCAAAGUCCAGCCCAAGCCAGCCCCCAUCCAGAGUCGGACCAUACCUCCUGUUUGAAAGCUGUGAGAGGGAGGAAACCUAUAGGGCCGUGCACACAAGUACACAAAAGCAGUACACUUGUCAGAUUCUCCCUCUGCAGGGUUUCCAGGAACGGUUGGCGGCCUACGACCGCAUUGGCAAACACGACAACAUCUGUGGUCUGCAGGAUGUGGUGGUCGGUCAAGAUAACCUGUACGUCUUUCUGCCUGAUCACCAUGGCGACAUGCAUGCAUUUGUGCGCAGCAGGAAGCACCUGGAUGAGGAAGAGGCAGGGCGUCUGUUUGCUCAGAUGCUGAAUGCAGUGACAUACUGCCAUCACAAAGGAGUCAUCCUGAGAGACCUGAAGCUGCGGCGAUUCGUCUUUAUGGACAAAUACAGGACUCGUCUUGCCCUGCUCGGCCUAAACGACAGCGUAGUCCUGCACGGCAAUCUCGAUGACGACUCUCUGAAAGACAGACACGGCUGUCCUGCCUACGUUGGCCCUGAGCUGCUGACCAACGGCAACGGGUCAUAUUCAGGUCGCGCUGCAGACAUCUGGAGCCUGGGUGUGUCUCUGUACACCAUGCUGAUUGGGCGGUACCCUUUUCAGGACAUGCAGCCAGCUGCUCUGUUUGCCAAGAUCCGCCGUGGAGUGUUCAGCCUCCCCAACAGCCUGUCGCCACAGGCAAAGUGUCUGAUAAGCUGCAUGCUGAGGAAGGAGCCUGUUGAGAGACUAAAAGCAUCUGAACUGCUCAUGCACCCAUGGCUGACCAAUCCUUGCAUGCAACACCACAACGUGCGCAAGGCACAUCACAACCAAAUUACGAUGCAGAACAAACGGGAGGAGGAAGACCAAGUGGUGCCAACAUGGACUGAGAAACAAUAAAACUUCUAUAGACACACUAUACCUUUAUACAUGUGAGAACCUACAGUGAAUUUCUCUUUUUAUAAAUGUAUACAUACAUAAAGUGAUAAACGCUACCAAUGGUAUGAUCCUGGAUUACUUGAACCACAAGUGCCUUCGUCUGUGUAGUUGUCUCAGUUUACACCUCUUUCAGACCGAUUGGUCCCACAUGACAACUCAUCUAAAGACUUAAACCUGCUGUUUCUCUCUCUGAUUAUAUGUGCUGCAGCUAAGCUCCCAUAAGUAACGCUUUGUAUUAGUUCUAACAGCAUAUAAGGGGUUUCAGCUUAUGCAGUGUGGAAACCUUUAUUUUUUUAGGUUGCCCAGUUAAUCUGCUGUUGGCAGAUUUUUCAAAGUCUGGAAAAUGGAUAAACAAGGUAUUUGCAAAGGGAAGCCUGGUUUUGCCCUUCCACGACGAAUAUUUACAUUUAAUAAGAUCUUUCUAUGUAUGUAACGAAAUCUUGUCGAACUUAGCCUAUUGGAAAUUCGGCUCAACACACAGACUGGUCGGUAAAACUUAAAAAAGGUAGGCUUCAUUUCUAAACAUUUAAUGUUGAGCUUGUUAAUGUGCUCAAGUUUCUUUUGCCGAUACUUAAAACGAGCUUCAGUCACCAUUUGCUGCUGUAUUGAUGUUAGUUGAAGGUGUUGAAAAUCACCUGAACGCACCACAGAAUUUCAACCAGAGUCUCUGCAGAGGGCAGAACUUCCUUCAAGUGUUUACAUUAUGAAUCCUGGUGGGGUCCAUUGUGUUUUUAGUUUUCCAAUAAUGUUACUUUUGAUUUUGUUUUCAGUUAAAAAGAUGAAAACUGCAUUAGAUAAUCACUGCAAAAUUCUUCUUUAGUAGCACAAAAAAGAUGGUUCUGAAGUUCAGUAAAAAACAUUUUUUAGAUCAGAUUUAAUCAGAACACAUCAAUAUAAAUAAAAAGAAAUGUUUUCUCAAAGCAUCAGUAUCAAACGUUUUGGGGCAUUUUUAUAGUGCAAAUUGCAUGACCAACCUCGAGUAGAUUGGGAUUUAAUCCCAUCUCAGAAUAAUGGUGAUAAAUUAUAAGCACUUAAAAUGAAAAACAAAUGACGAUUUUAAAGUAACUGGAGAAUUAUUCCUUACUCAAUGUAUGUUUUACUUGUGAGUGAUGGUAAAAAUCACUACCCAACUAGCAUUAAGUUUUCAAACUGGAUGGCUUUUAUUGUACAGCGCAAUUCUGAUUUUAGUUGUGACACAAUAAAGGCUUUUAAAAGAUA
This is a messenger RNA of Girardinichthys multiradiatus, 3035 nucleotides long. Its product is annotated as tribbles homolog 2-like. The transcript has 5 exons. Gene Ontology annotation, cellular component: nucleus. NCBI's taxonomy places the organism in Eukaryota, Metazoa, Chordata, Actinopteri, Cyprinodontiformes, Goodeidae. The record is from RefSeq and is a predicted model, not a curated record. Gene Ontology annotation, biological process: positive regulation of proteasomal ubiquitin-dependent protein catabolic process; regulation of MAP kinase activity; protein phosphorylation. Bases 726 to 1778 code for a protein of 350 amino acids. Gene Ontology annotation, molecular function: mitogen-activated protein kinase kinase binding; ATP binding; protein kinase activity.